AAAAGACAUUUGAAGUGACUAUUAUUUUACGAAGCUGGACAACAAAAUGAUGCUCUUUCUCCUCUUUGUAGGCCUUCCUAUUUUUCUUAUUUUUCUUCUUCCUAAAAUCAAAAAGAGUGGCAAAAACAAUCUGCCACCAGGUCCUAUAGGUCUGCCAUUAAUUGGAAAUUUGCAUCAAUAUGAUAGUUUAACCCCUCAUCUCUAUUUUUGGAAACUUUCCAAAAUAUAUGGGAAAAUCUUUUCAUUGAAACUUGCUUCUGCUCAAAUGGUUGUAGUUUCUUCACCAGAAUUAGCAAAAGAAGUAUUGAAGACACAAGAUUUAGUAUUUUGUAGUAGACCUUCUCUUCUUGGGCAGCAAAAAUUGUCUUACAAUGGUCGUGAUAUUGCCUUUGCACCUUAUAAUGACUAUUGGAGAGAAAUGAGAAAAAUUUGUGUUCUUCAUCUAUUUAGUCUCAAGAAAGUACAACUAUUUAGUCCAAUUCGUGAAGAUGAAAUCUCGAGAAUGAUCAAGAAAAUAUCUCAACAAGCGAAUACCUCACAAAUCACCAAUUUGAGCAAUUUAAUGAUUUCACUAACUAGUACAAUUAUUUGUAGAGUUGCUUUUGGUGUUAGGUUUGAUGAAGAAGCACAUGAAAGGAAGAGAUUUGAUUAUCUUUUGGCUGAAGCUCAAGCAAUGAUGGUUAGAUUUUUUGUGUCUGAUUUUUUUCCUUCUUUAAGUUGGAUUGAUAAACUUACUGGACUGACAGAUAGACUUGAGAGGAAUUUUAAGGAUUUGGAUGAGUUUUAUGAAGAACUCAUUGAGCAGCAUCUCAAUCCUAAUAGGCCAAAAUCCAUGGAAGGGGACAUUCUUGAUCUUUUGCUCCAACUGAAGAAAGAGCAAUCAACGUCAAUUGAUCUCACUUUGGAGGAUAUAAAAGGACUUCUCAUGAAUGUGUUAGUUGCUGGAUCAGACACUAGUGCAGCUGUAAUAGUAUGGGCAAUGACAGCCUUGAUGAAGAAUCCAAGAGCCUUGAAGAAAGUCCAAGUAGAAAUCAGAAAAUCAAUUGGAAACAAAGGCAUUGUGCAUGAAGAUGAUAUCCAAAAUAUGUCUUAUCUCAAAGCGGUGAUAAAAGAGACAUUUAGAUUAUAUCCACCAGACCCACUCCUAAUACCAAGAGAAUCAAUAAAAAAGUCCACAUUAGAAGGUUAUGAAAUUCAGCCGGGAACUAUAGUUCAUGUUAACGCAUGGGCAAUUGCAAGGGAUCCUAAAAUAUGGGAAAAUCCAAAUGAAUUUAUACCCGAGAGAUUCUUGAAUAGCGAUAUCGAAUUCAAGAGAGAAGACUAUGAGCUAAUUCCAUUUGGAGUAGGAAGAAGAGGGUGCCCAGGGAUUACACUUGGGCUUGUAGUCAUAGAACUUGCAUUAUCAAAUAUUCUUUAUGCGUUUGAUUGGGAGUUACCUUGUGGGUUGAAAAAAGAGGACAUUGACACAGAUGUUAGGCAUGGAAUCACUAUGCAUAAGAAAAAUCAUCUUUGCCUUCUCCCUAAAAAUUAUCUUUAGACUAGCUAAAUCUAGUCAUAACGUAAGUUUUAUUAUAUCCGUUAAUAAAUGAGUAGUGUGUUUCCCCAUCACCUAUGUUUAAUUAUAUGGUAUGCUCGAUUUUGUGA
Messenger RNA from Lycium barbarum (goji berry), 1644 nucleotides. Its product is annotated as 6,7,8-trihydroxycoumarin synthase-like. NCBI's taxonomy places the organism in Eukaryota, Viridiplantae, Streptophyta, Magnoliopsida, Solanales, Solanaceae. Gene Ontology annotation, molecular function: oxidoreductase activity, acting on paired donors, with incorporation or reduction of molecular oxygen; monooxygenase activity; heme binding. The record is from RefSeq and is a predicted model, not a curated record. Bases 47 to 1537 code for a protein of 496 amino acids. The transcript has 2 exons.